Molecule: messenger RNA, 618 nt
Organism: Saccostrea cuccullata (small rock oyster)
Lineage: Eukaryota; Metazoa; Mollusca; Bivalvia; Ostreida; Ostreidae
Product: keratin-associated protein 5-2-like
Exons: 3
Coding region: 1-618 (205 amino acids)
Source: RefSeq, a predicted model, not a curated record
AUGAAUGUCGGCAGAUUUUUUUCCGUUUCAGAUCUUCCCGUGGAUUGUGAGGACAUUCGUCAUAAUGGUCACCAUGGUUCAGGAGUUUACGUAAUAUAUCCCUUUGGUGUGAACUGUCGCCCUGUCCGUGUGUACUGCGACGUGACAACUCGGGGCGGAGGAUGGACGCUAAGUGUGAAACCUUUUCGUCAAAUAGCUAAGUGUGAAACCUGUGGUCCAAUACUUAAGUGUGAUACCUAUGGUCCAAUAGCUACGUGUGAAACCUGUGGUCCAAUAGCUACGUGUGAUACCCGUGGUCCAAUAGCUAAGUCUAAGUGUGAUACCUGUGGUCCAAAAGCUAAGUAUGAAACCUGUGGUCCAAUAGCUAAGUGUGAAACCUGUGGUCCAAUAGCUAAGUGUGAAACCUGUGGUCCAAUAGCCAAGUGUGAAACCUUUGGUCUAAUAGCUAAGUGUGAUACCUGUGGUCCAAUAGCUAAGUGUGAUACCUGUGGUCCAAUAGCUAAGUGUGAAACCUGUGGUCCAAUAGCUAAGUGUGAAACCUGUGGUCCAAUAGCCAAGUUUGAAACCUUUGGUCUAAUAGCUAAGUGUGAUACCUGUGGUCCAAUAGCUAAGUGUUAA